Molecule: messenger RNA, 429 nt
Organism: Neltuma alba
Lineage: Eukaryota; Viridiplantae; Streptophyta; Magnoliopsida; Fabales; Fabaceae
Product: ATP-dependent DNA helicase PIF1-like
Exons: 1
Coding region: 1-429 (142 amino acids)
Biological process (GO): DNA replication
Cellular component (GO): replication fork
Source: RefSeq, a predicted model, not a curated record
AUGCCACCCCACAAGCCCUCUUUAAAGGUGGGAAUACCAGUCAUGUUGUUGCGAAAUAUCGACCAGUCUGCAAGCUUGUGCAAUGAAACAAGGCUGCGUAUCACAUAUACGGGCAAGAACUUCAUCAGGCCGAUCACAUUAAAUGGAAGGAGCACAGGUGACCAGGUGCUCAUUCACCGCAUGGACAUGAAUCUGUUAGAGACCACCCUCCUGUUCAAAAUGGUGAAACGACAGUUCCCAUUCAUCAUCUCUUUUGCAAUGACCAUCAACAAGAGCCAGGGCCAAUCAUUAACCAAGGUUGAUUUGUACCUAUCCAGGUCGGUGUUCACACAUGGGCAGCUGCAUGUUGCAUUGUCAAGGGUCAAGAAUAUGGACGGUCUCAAAAUAUUGGUCCUUAAUUCUGACAGUAAACCCACAAAUGUUACUUGA